This is a messenger RNA of Cucurbita pepo subsp. pepo (vegetable marrow), 837 nucleotides long. RefSeq lists its product as uncharacterized. Lineage: Eukaryota; Viridiplantae; Streptophyta; Magnoliopsida; Cucurbitales; Cucurbitaceae. The record is from RefSeq and is a predicted model, not a curated record.
CAGUUUGCGAUAGCCAAUGGCUUCGUUAGCAAUUCGAUGUGGAAGAAAUUUCAGCGCAUUGGAUCAUCCAUACGCGAAUGUUCCCGACGGAUGUGAUCAGAAAGCAAGUCCUCGUUCUUUGGUGGCUUUCCCCGGAAGAUUCAGGAAAUCGAGGACUCACAUUUCUUCAAUGAGGAGUUUGCAGCCAGUGAAAGGCCAUGUGAAGGGGAGAAAGAAAGGCAAUGAGGCGAUUUCUCGCGACAAGCUCGAUAAAUGGAUGAAGGAAUCGGUGGUGGAAAUUGUGAAGAAUCUUCGAGAAGCGCCUCUGUUUUUGCGGUGGUACACGACGGAGGACGGCAAGGGAGCGAGAUUGGAGACGGAGAAGGCAGUGGAGGAAAAUCGUUGGAGAACGUUGGAGGAACAGUGGAAGAACGGAGAGGCGCGGACGCCGGAAGGAAUCAUAUUCGUUCAAGAGCUUGAAGAGGAGGAUUACGAUGGGGAAUCGAAGGCGUGGGGGAUUGUAGUACAAGGAAGAUGCGUUGAACGUGGUGCGCCGGUUUGUUACUUGUUGAAGACGAGUAGUAGUAGGGGAGGGGGAGGGGUAGGGCUGUGGUGCACGCAUUUCUGUCUCGUUAGGGUUAAGAACUUCAGAGAGACGACGAAAUCGCAGCUGAAGAAUUGCUGGUUGCUGCAGAAUCAGUGAAAUUGCCAACUUAGAAAAUAUUUUAAUAUCUCUAGAAAACAAUUUUAUUUGACUUUUUUUUUUUUUUUAAUAUGAAAAUGUCGUCUCUCCGGACGUAACGAUAACAGAGAAUAUAUAUCUAUAUAUAUAACGUUUAAGACGUUGUUCCGGUGGCC